AUGGAACCACCGAAAACAAUUGCCUCGGGAUUAACCCGUACGAACUGCGUCAGCAUAGCGAUCGCGGCUCCGUCGACGCCGGUGCGUGAAAAAUGGAACAACAACAUCGAGUUUACGCUGUCUUGCAUCGCGUAUUCGGUCGGUUUUGGCAACAUCUGGAAAUUUCCCUAUACGGCCCUGGACAACGGUGGUGGUGCGUUUCUAGUACCAUACCUGAUCGUCCUUUUCGUGAUCGGUCGCCCGCUGUACUACCUGGAGAUGGCUAUGGGGCAGUUCAGUAGCCGUGGGUGCGUCAAGAUCUACGACAUGGCCCCGGCGAUGCGGGGCGUCGGAGUCGGACAGUCCGUGGCGAUGGUGGUAGCCGUGUCCUACUACACGCCCAUCCUGGCGAUCACCCUGCGCUAUCUGCUCCUGUCGUUCAGCAGGGAGCUUCCGUGGAGCAAGUGCGAUCACUCGUGGAGCCGGUGUAUCGACUCAGACUUUCGAGGACACGCGAACGAGUCCGGUGUCGGCGCGGGAACGAAACAAAACGUGUCCGCGGAGCUGUUCUUCACUAAUACUAUCAUGCAUCGGGCACCACUAGAGCAGGGUUUGGGGUGGCCCUCCAUGGAGCUAGUGUUGUGCCUUGUGGUCUGUUGGCUCAUCCUGGCAGCGAUCCUGAUCAGGGGCGUUCGCAGCACCGGGAAAGCGGCCUACUUUCUGGCCAUCUUUCCAUACGUCAUCAUCUUCAUGCUGCUCGGACACUCGCUGAGUCUGGAGGGUUCCCUAGAGGGAAUCAAAUUUUUCCUGAUGCCCAAAUGGGCCAGUCUGUUCCAGGCCAAGGUGUGGAUGGAAGCGGUCACGCAGUGUUUCUUCUCGCUGUCGAUCUGUUUCGGUGGCAUCAUCGCGUACUCUUCGUUCAACAAUUUCUCCAACAAUGUCUACCGGGACGCCAUGAUCAUCUCCUGGCUCGACACGUUCACCUCGAUCGUCGUGGGCUGCAUCGUGUUUGGGGUGCUCGGCAAUCUGGCCCACGUGACGCACCGUUCCAACAUCCAGGAGCUGGUACGCGAGGGUCCCGGUCUAACGUUCAUGGCGUACCCGGACGCGAUCGCCAAGUUCGAGUACUAUCCGCAGCUGUUUUCCCAACCUGGGAGCGGUGACCAGCGUCAUCACGGCGAUCCACGAUCGCGCUCCGUCGGUCGCCAACUGGAAGAUCGUUGUCGGCGUUAG
Molecule: messenger RNA, 1212 nt
Organism: Anopheles bellator
Lineage: Eukaryota; Metazoa; Arthropoda; Insecta; Diptera; Culicidae
Product: sodium-dependent nutrient amino acid transporter 1-like
Exons: 5
Coding region: 1-1212 (403 amino acids)
Biological process (GO): sodium ion transmembrane transport
Cellular component (GO): membrane
Molecular function (GO): L-amino acid transmembrane transporter activity
Source: RefSeq, a predicted model, not a curated record